Messenger RNA from Yamadazyma jaroonii, 3651 nucleotides. The record is from the annotation of a GenBank genome assembly. NCBI's taxonomy places the organism in Eukaryota, Fungi, Ascomycota, Pichiomycetes, Serinales, Debaryomycetaceae.
AUGAACGAAUUAGUUAAUAAUCCGGCGAUUGCUGAUGCUGAAUUAUUGAUUACUAAAUCAUUCCUUGCCAGACCUUAUGUUUGGCCCUUUGCCAUUAUUUACCCUGCUUUUUUCCAAAUUUAUUUGACUCAAUAUGAUAAAUAUAUCAAAGGGAGUGAAUGGACUUUCGUGUAUUUAUUGACUAUCAUUUCAUUUAAUAUGUUAUUCUGGUUGAUGCCAUUCUGGAACAUUAAGAUCAAUUCAUCUUUCAACUAUUCCAAGGUUAAAACCAUCGAUGAAGCCGAAUAUGUUAAGAUCACACCUGCCCCAAAUUGUGGUGUAGGGGAAAUCUCCAAAAUUAAUAGAGAAAUCUUCCAUGAUGGACAAAAACAAGUCAGUUUCUUAUUCCAAAAGAGAAAACAUAUCUUCCAUGAAGAUUUAGGGAAAUUUUCACCUCCCCAAUUCUUAUACGAUCAAUUGCCACCAUUAGAAUCAUUCCAAAAGGCUACUGGAUUAUCAGGGGAUUUAGAAAAAGUUACCAGAAAUUAUGGAUUAAAUAAAUUUGAUAUUCCAAUUCCUUCAUUCUUAGAAUUAUUUAAACAACAUGCAGUUGCCCCAUUUUUCGUUUUCCAAGUAUUUUGUGUGGCCUUAUGGUUAAUGGAUGAACAAUGGUAUUAUUCCCUUUUCUCAUUAUUCAUGUUAGUUUCGUUUGAAAUGACUACUGUUUUCCAAAGAAGAACCACCAUGGCCGAAUUCCAAAGUACUGGGAUCAAACCUUUUGAAGUUUAUGUCUAUAGAGAUAAAAAAUGGAAGAAAAUUCAAACCGAUACUUUAUUACCAGGAGAUAUCAUUAGUUUAACUAGAACUAAUGAUGAUUCUGCUUUACCUUGUGAUUUAUUAUUAUUAGAUGGAUCUGUUAUUGUCAAUGAAGCUAUGUUAUCAGGAGAAUCCACUCCAUUAUUGAAAGAAUCAAUCAAAUUAAGACCAGCAAAUGAAAUUAUUCAACCUGAAGGUAUUGAUAAGAAUUCUUUAUUACAUGGAGGUACUAUGGCUUUACAAGUUACUCAACCAGAGAACCCUAAUUUUAUGUUAGCUCCUGAUAAAGGUGCUUUGGCUUAUGUUCUUAAAACCGGGUUUGAAACAACUCAAGGAUCUUUAGUUAGAACUAUGAUUUAUUCAAGUGAAAGAAUUGAUAAUGGUAAUAAAGAAGCUUUCUUCUUUAUCUUAUUCUUAUUAGUUUUCGCUAUUGCUGCUUCUUGGUAUGUUUGGGUUGAAGGUACUAGAAUGGGUAGAAUUCAAAGUAAAUUGAUUUUAGAUUGUGUUAUUGUUAUUACUUCAGUUGUUCCACCAGAAUUACCAAUGGAAUUAACUAUGGCUAUUAAUAGUUCAUUAUCUGCAUUACAAAAAUUCUACGUUUAUUGUACUGAACCUUUUAGAAUCCCAUUAGCUGGUAGAAUCGAUGUUUGUUGUUUUGAUAAAACUGGUACUUUAACUGCUGAAGAUUUAGUUUUUGAAGGUUUAGCUGGUUUUAAUUCUGAUGAUAUUCAUCAUUUAUAUAGUUGUGAUGAAGCUCCAGAAACCACUUCUUUAGUUUUAGGUUCUGCUCAUGCUUUAGUUAAAUUAGAUGAUGGUGAAGUUGUUGGUGAUUCUAUGGAACAAGCUACUUUAAAAGCUGCUAAAUGGGUUGUUGGUGAUAAAGAUACUGUUGAAAGACAAAAACCUAAUGGAAAAUCAGAAAAAAUUAAGAUUUUAAGACGUUUCCAAUUCUCUUCUGCUUUAAAAAGAUCAUCAUCAAUUAGUUCUGUUAAUACUUUAAACAAAAAUUUGAUCAGUGUUAAAGGGGCACCAGAAACUUUAAGAUCAAUGAUUGAUGAAUUACCUUCAAAUUAUGAAGAUAUUUAUAAAUCUUUCACUAGAAGUGGUUCAAGAGUUUUAGCUUUAGGUUAUAAAUAUUUAGAUACUGGUGUUAAUGUCACCAAGAUUUCCCGUGAAGAUGUUGAAAGUAAAUUAUCAUUUGCUGGAUUCAUUGUUUUCCAUUGUCCUUUAAAAAAUGAUGCCAUUGAAACUAUUAAAAUGUUAAAUGAAUCAUCUCAUCGUUGUGUUAUGAUUACUGGUGAUAAUCCUUUAACUGCUUGUCAUGUUGCUAAAGAAGUUAAAAUUACUACUAAAGAAACUUUAAUCUUAGAUGCUCCAGAAGAUCAUCAUGAUUUGAAAUCUGAUGAUAAUUUAGUUUGGAGAAAUGUCGAUGAAACCAAAGUUAUUUCAAUUAGUAGUGAUAAACCUCUUGAUUUCUCAAUUGUUGAAAACCAUGAUAUUUGUAUUACUGGUUAUGCUAUGAAUUAUUUACAACAACAUGAACAAAUUAUCGAUUUAAUCAAGAAAACUUGGGUUUAUGCCAGAGUUUCUCCUUCCCAAAAAGAAUUUGUUUUAAAUUCCUUAAAAGAAUGUGGUUAUAGUACUUUAAUGUGUGGAGAUGGUACCAAUGAUGUUGGAGCUUUAAAACAAGCUCAUAUUGGAGUUGCUUUAUUAAAUGGUACUGAAGAAGGUAUGAAGAAAAUUGCUGAUAAUAGAAAACUUGAAGCCACCAAAAAGGUUUAUGAAAAACAAGUUGCUUUAUUAGCUAAUUGGAAUAAACCUCCACCUCCAGCUCCUUUGAUUAUUGCUCAUUUAUAUCCUCCAGGUCCUUCAAAUCCAAGAUAUUUAGAAGCUAUGGAAAAGAAAGGUAUUGAAAUUACUCCUGAAAUGAAAGCUGCUGUUGAAGAAGCUAAUAGAUUAGGUAAACAUAUUACUAUUGCUCCUUCAGAAAAUAAUAAAAAAGCUAGUGGUUUGGGUGAUGCUUUCUUAUCAGCUCUUAAUGAUGCUGAAGAAGAUGAUGAAGCUCCAGCAUUGAAAUUAGGUGAUGCUUCAGUUGCUGCUCCUUUCACUUCUAAAUUAGCUAAUGUUUCAACUGUUACUCAUAUUAUUCGUCAAGGUCGUUGUGCUUUAGUUGCUACCAUUCAAAUGUACAAGAUUUUAGCAUUAAAUUGUUUAAUUUCAGCUUAUUCAUUAUCAGUAUUAUAUUUGGCUGGUAUUAAAUUUGGUGAUGGUCAAGCAACUGUUAGUGGGAUUUUAUUAUCUGUUUGUUUCCUUUCAAUUUCAAGAGGUAAACCUUUAGAUAAAUUAUCUAAACAAAGACCUCAAGAUGGUAUUUUCAACAAAUAUAUCAUGGGUUCAAUUUUAGGUCAAUUUGCUAUUCAUAUUAUUACUUUGAUUUAUAUCACUAGAGAAAUCUAUAUCUUAGAACCAAGAGAACCAAAAGUUGAUUUAGAAAAACAAUUCGUUCCUUCUUUAUUAAACACUGGUAUGUUCUUAUUACAAUUAGCUCAACAAGUUUCUACUUUUGCUGUUAAUUAUAUUGGUUUACCAUUUAAAGAAGGUAUUACUCAAAAUAAAGGUAUGUACUAUGGAUUAUUAGGGGUUGCUGGUUUAGCUUUAGCUGGAUCAACUGAAUUCAUGCCUGAAUUAAAUGAAGCUAUGCAAUUUGUUCCAAUGACUACUGAUUUCAAGAUCAAAUUAACUGGUGCCAUUCUUUUAGAUUUAAGUGUUACUUGGUUAAUUGAAGUGGUAUUAAAAUCAUUAUUCAUGAACUCAAGUGCUGCUGAUAUCGCUGAAAGAGACGAUGAUGAAGAAUAG